Trametes versicolor FP-101664 SS1 is the source of this 180-nucleotide messenger RNA. RefSeq lists its product as uncharacterized. NCBI's taxonomy places the organism in Eukaryota, Fungi, Basidiomycota, Agaricomycetes, Polyporales, Polyporaceae. The transcript has 2 exons. The record is from RefSeq and is a predicted model, not a curated record. Bases 1 to 180 code for a protein of 59 amino acids.
AUGCUUAGCCACCAGGCUUACACCAUCUUCUGCACAGACCUCUUCUUCUUCUUCUUUUUGUACUUUUCUUUGACCACCUCCACACCUCAGCCCAUUAUCACAACAGUGAUCUCUGUGAUGCCAUCCCAGAGCUUCUUGCAGAUCAGCUUCACAAAGCUCAAGUGGUUGCUGGUGUGUUGA